UGAACGACUUCGAUUUCGUCUGUGACUACUAUUUCUAAUCACUUCAGUACCUUUAGAAUCUUCGCCCCUUUUCAGAUAAUUUCGUGACUAUAGUUUUCCAACCGCCGAAGCAAAUUCCGUUUGCUUUUCUCCCCACUUUGCUGUGUUGAUUCUUCCACAAAACUAUUCAUCUCGAUUUUUCAGGGAAAUUUUUUUUUUUUUAGCGAAGGUUUGAACUCUCUCUUCUUAAUUUUCUGUCAGCCGUAUCCCUGGUGCCACAUUGCAGUGCUUAUUUCGUUUCGGUUGCAGUGAGUUAUUUCGGUUCAUAAGGAACUUAUUUUCCAUUUUUAUGUCGUCUAGGGUUUUUCGCAUUCCUUUUCCCGCUGAAUUCUUCUUACUGGAAUUGCAUAUGCCGUGAAAGAUGUGUGUUUUAUAACUGUUGUUUGAUUAACAAUCGCGGCUAGUUAGUCUGAUUCACUGUUCUUAAUGAACUGAGGUUUUAUUGAACUUCAGCGGUUUAUUACGAAUGAUGGUUUUAUUUUUGCUUUUUUCACUUGUUUCUGUUCCCUUUCUGCAACAUGGAGCAAGGUAAGUCAUCCUCUCCUCACUCGUUUGACCCUUUUUCAGCCUCCCCUGCUCUUAUCAAAUUCUGAAUUUAUUUAUCAACCAUAGCAAUCAUAAGGUUAGGCACGGCGAGAGAAAAUUCUUAUGAAAUAGUGAUGUUUAGUUGAUCGUAGCGAUGAUGCUCUUAUUUCAGUACUCUCAUUAUGCUAUCUUAUUUUUGCAUUGGUUUUUAGCUCCUUACUGGAGCCUCUGCUUGAUCACUAUGCUAUUUUUGUUUUAAUCUCUGAGUUCCGUGUAUGGUGUAUGAUAAUACUUUCGUUACCUGCAAUUAGGCCGGUUGCACUGGAGAUAGGGGGGAGUAGAUAUGAAUGUUGUUGUACUGUUGACCUCUUAGAGAAAGAAAUACUAUGCCCUCCAUCUUUUAAUUCUGGAGUCUGGACACGUUAGAAGUUAUUGUCGCCCUUCACCACAUCUACUUUUAUUGUCUGAAAAAACAUUAAAUUUCAGUAAUACUUUUUUUGCGCCUAGCAAACUAUAUCUGCGAUCCCGAGCCCAUUCUCCAUAGAGUAGCAGCAAUGCUGCAAUUUAAUGUAUGAAAGAAAGUCGAUAUAACCGUUUGAUAAGUAAUAAGUUCCAUGUGGACAUUAUUUUACGCAGGGAGAAGAUACCGCACCUAUAUGUUAUCAAUGAAUAAUUUACUGAUGCAAAGAACAUACUAUUAUGGCUCUCAUGCGCUGUUGAUUUGCAUUUUCGUUUCCCUAGGAUAAGAUGGAACAGAAGUUGUUUGAUGAUGAUGUGUCUUCUGUGUUAUUCCAAUUCCUCCUUCUGACGUCCCUUCCCCGAAAAGAGAGGAUAAAAAAAUGAAUAGACACAUGAACAAGGUUGUUUCCAGCAGCAAUCUAGGUACACCUGAUAUUGUCAAAGAUGAUGUUUUCACCUGAGGCAAUUGAUAAGGUUUGAUUAAUUCCGUACAGUCAAGAGCAGACUGAAAGAAAGAGAGUUGAAUGAGUGAAUCAGAGGCGUUUUAGACUUUUGGAGACACAACACAUGCUGUAGAAGUAGCAAAUCAUGAGAUUGAUCAAGGAAUGCUGACCAUCUAUUACGAGAAAUAAUAAUUUUCUACCACGAGUUUGACGGGUGCUUUAUGUUCUUCCACAUCUUUUUAUACAUUCCUUGAGUCCACGAUCAGGUCAGGAAAUAUGUGGCUCCUAAACCUAGGUGUGGAGUUUGCGGGAACCUUCAACUGGGCUAUCUCCAGUUCAAGUCUAUUUGUGCUUGUCGCUCUUGUUCUCUCCAUGUAUCUGAUUUUUGAGCAUUUAUCUGCCUAUAAUCAGCCAGAGGAGCAGAAGUUUUUGAUUGGUCUCAUUUUAAUGGUUCCUGUUUAUGCACUGGAAUCGUUUUUGUCGCUACUUGAUUCGAGUGCAGCAUUCAACUGUGAAGUCAUUCGAGAUUGCUAUGAGGCUUUUGCAUUAUAUUGCUUUGAGAGAUACUUGAUAGCUUGCUUAGGUGGUGAGGACAUGACAAUUCAGUUCAUGGAAAGCAUGAGUGUAAUGGAUUACAACUCUCCUCUUCUAAAAGAAGUAUAUGCGUAUGGAGUUGUAGAGCAUCCAUUCCCUUUAAACUGCCUCCUAAGAGAUUGGUAUCUUGGUCCUGACUUCUAUAAUGCUGUGAAAAUUGGCAUUGUGCAAUAUAUGAUACUAAAAAUGAUAUGCGCAUUGCUGGCAAUGAUCCUCCAAUCUUUUGGGGUUUAUGGAGAGGGGAAGUUUGAAUGGAAGUAUGGGUAUCCCUACCUGGCAGUUGUUCUUAAUUUUAGCCAGACAUGGGCCUUAUACUGCCUUGUACAGUUCUAUUCUGUUACUAAAGAUAAAUUGGAGCCAAUUAAACCACUGGCUAAGUUCCUAACUUUCAAGUCAAUUGUGUUUCUGACAUGGUGGCAAGGGGUGGCUGUUGCAUUUCUUUUUUCAGUCGGAGCAUUUAAAGGUUCAUUGGCUCAGGAGCUCAAAACACGUAUACAAGACUAUAUAAUCUGUAUAGAGAUGGGCAUAGCUGCUGUUGUGCACCUUUAUGUGUUCCCUGCAGUACCUUAUAAAAGGGGAGAGAGGUGUGUUCGUAAUGUAGCGGUGAUGGAUGACUAUGCAUCGCUAGGGACAUUACCUGACCCUGAGGAGAUUCAAGACUCUGAACGCACAACCAGGACACGGCUUGGACGACAUGACGAGAGAGAGAGAAUGAAAUUUACUCACAGUGUUCGUGAUGUGGUUGUUGGAAGUGGUGAAAUUAUUGUUGACGACAUGAAAUACACAGUUUCGCAUGUGGUAGAACCAGUUGAAAGGGGAAUUGCAAAAAUAAACAAAACAUUCCAUGAGAUAUCAGAGAACGUGAAACGGCACGAGGAGAGGAGGAGGAGCACCAAGGAUGAUAGCCAUCUCGUACCCUUGCGGUCAUGGAGGACUGAAUUUCCUGAGCUUCAAGAUAUUCUUGUGGAAGGGAGUGUCAGUGACAGUGGUUUGCCCAGUGGAAAGAGGCGGCCUCCCCAAUCCAGAGCGUCAACGUCUAGGUUUUGAAUUUCGUUUUUACAGUUCAUGCAUGUAUAAAUUUAAAGUCAUACUCAAAAUGGAUUUUGACAUUAUUUUUUAAACUACGUCCAGGUGAUUUGAUGAUCGUUUUUUUUUCCCCUUUUUCCUUCCGCUAAACGGUUCCUUGAUUAGCUUUAAGUAUGAUAAUGAUAGGUCAGGGGUCAUUUUAUGUCAUGUGUAAUUGUAUAUCUUUUGGACCGUCUCGUGUACAUAGCCUUUUUUGUAAGUUGCUUUAGUCCGGGAAGUAAUGAACAAAGGGGAAAGAAAAUAGAUGGAUACUCUUGUCCUUAUUACAA
This is a messenger RNA of Prosopis cineraria, 3415 nucleotides long. RefSeq names its product protein LAZ1 homolog 1. NCBI's taxonomy places the organism in Eukaryota, Viridiplantae, Streptophyta, Magnoliopsida, Fabales, Fabaceae. The transcript has 9 exons. Gene Ontology annotation, molecular function: transporter activity. Gene Ontology annotation, biological process: transport. The record is from RefSeq and is a predicted model, not a curated record. Bases 1743 to 3107 code for a protein of 454 amino acids.